This is a messenger RNA of Hypomesus transpacificus, 2148 nucleotides long. RefSeq names its product suppressor of cytokine signaling 2-like. Lineage: Eukaryota; Metazoa; Chordata; Actinopteri; Osmeriformes; Osmeridae. Gene Ontology annotation, molecular function: 1-phosphatidylinositol-3-kinase regulator activity. The coding region runs from base 729 to 1475 and encodes 248 amino acids. The record is from RefSeq and is a predicted model, not a curated record. Gene Ontology annotation, cellular component: phosphatidylinositol 3-kinase complex. The transcript is spliced from 3 exons. Gene Ontology annotation, biological process: intracellular signal transduction; phosphatidylinositol phosphate biosynthetic process.
UUUUUAUUAUGCAAAUGUGCCUACCAGACCCUAUCUUACCUUAACAUUUAGUUUAUCACAUUAUGCGAAUUCGAGCACAUUGAGGGUUAUCUUUAUCCCACCUUGCCUUUAUGCAUGAGUAAUUCGCUCAGACUUUUUUUGAAUAACUAUUAUAAAAAAUCUUAAACGUUAGUUUUAAAACUAGGCCUAAAAAUACUCGGCCAGUCAACUAGGCCUACACUUUGUAUAGACACAUAAAAGCAUAACAUAAAAACAUGAUGUAGCCUAUGUGUGGAUUUUAUUAAUCUUUUUACAAUUUUGCGACAGAUUAGCGGUGCAGAGCUCGAGUACCCAGUGGACAGACCUAACCGUGUACACGUGACCCGUCUUUCUGGGAAUGUUCCUAGAAAGAUGUGCGCUUGAUUCUAUCGAGUGAAAAUGAAAACGCUGUAGCCUAUUGAGGGUAAACGGAAUGCACAAAGCUAGGAGCAUGAACUUGCCAAUGCGUGUGUGAGUGAUCGCGGGGGACGGGGAAAGUAUGAAUAGUAUUUUAUUAACCAAAAUAUUUAAGACAAGGCUGGAUCAGUCAUACAUGUUAAUUGUAUUGUAGACUUUAAAUCAUAAACAAUUAAUAGCCUACCUAAGACAACGUUCUUGUGAAAGUAAUACCAAAUGCAGGCUAUAGCCUAGUUACGACGUCAGACAUCUGUCGGAUCUUACUUCCAGACCACGUGUUUAACAGAUUUUGGAUGGGUCACUCUCAGUGCGCAUCUUCAGCAGACCAUUACUCCCUGACCAUUAAAACAAGUGGACAGCAAACUGGGCGCCUCCGGAGCCUCACAUUUCGCUGUGUUCCAACUCCAGGAGAUUCAAUGAUACUACCGAUUAGUGUCCCCGUCAAGUCCCUCAGUACAGCCCAGUUUGAGAACAAAAAGCUGGACCCACGUCGAAAUGAAUCUAGUCAGAAUGCCGCAGAUCUGCAAAAAGCCAUGUCCCACCUUCACGAGUCUGGCUGGUACUGGGGGCCCCUGAAUGCUGCUCAGGCUGCCCAGGUGUUGACUGAAUAUCCAGAGGGUACAUUCCUGCUGAGGGACAGCUCCUACCCGGGAUACCUCCUCACCUUAUCUGUGAUGACUAGCAUUGGCCCUACUCACAUCCGCAUUGAGUACUCUGGUGGCCUGUUUGGUUUUGAUUCCUUGAUGGUGGCACGGCCACGGCUCAGGCAGUUUGGGAGUGCAGUGGAUCUUAUUCAACACUAUUCUCUGACUUACAAACAUCUGGCCAGUCAGAAAGCAGAAAAGGAAACAGGACACACCGUUAACUCUGGCCCAGAUCAUUCAUUGCAGCUCAAGCUUACACAGCCCCUCUUCAAAGGCUCUCCCAGUCUACAGCACCUCUGUCGUGUAACCAUCAAUCAUCAUUCUCGCUCUCACCAACACUUGCCUCUACCUGGGAGGUUACUAGACUUCUUACUGGAGUACCCCUUUGUGCUGUAAGAAAAUGUAUGUUUUUUUGGAAAUGUUUACCCCUGAAUUUGACUUUUUACAUUGUGUUCAUGAUGCCUUUAAUAUAACUGAUGAUGCCAUUUGAUUCCACCAAUAAUAUCAUGUCAAAGCACAAUUUAGUUGAACGAACAUCCACCUCUUCAUCAAAGUGCAGUUUGCAUUGAUAACCAUUAGUUUUAAGGAAAAAUAGCUGAUAAUCAAAAGUUAUUUUGUGCAAUAAAACAUUUAAAAACACAUCCUCCUGACCUAUACUGUACAUAAAUGACAGUGAUUUAUGUGGAUAAGAUGAAGUGACUAUUUAGAGAUGACUAGCGAGAAAGGGUACAGAAAGUGAGAAAAACUAGAUUAAUGCCUUUUUGUUUACAAUUAUUUCUGGACAAAGCAUGUGUCAAAAAGAGGUUUGUACAAUUUAGAACAGUAUUUUAAAGUACAUUUGUUAAAGUAUUUACAAAACAUUGAUUAGUGAUGAUUUAUUCAUUCAUGUUUUUUUAAAUAUUAUAACAAUGUUUUUACUCUAUUGGUGUGCUUACUGAGAGAAAGACUACUGAAGAUAUCUUGCAUACUUAUUAUACUUAACAUUAUUUGUUUGAGCUUUGCCCAGAUUUCAAAUAAUUCCAUUCCAAGUCUUUGGAUUUCAAUUAAAAACGCUCCUCAAUCGAUUCUG